AAACAGACACACCACAACACAGGCACGUCAGGCACUCAGGAGGAGAGGGACUCGGAGGCAGACAGACGGGCGCACAGCUCAUCAGCAGUAGAGCAGUCAAACAGGGGCAGGACUUUCCUGUGUGCACACUUAUUUGGUCAGGGAAUUUAUAAAGAGAUAUGGAUUUCAUCCUGCCACCCACUCUGCCAGCCGGUGGUAUCCCAUGGGAGAAGGUCUUGCCACCUCUUAUUCCACGGCUGAAUGGGACUUAUGGACAGUACAAGUGGUCCCCAAAGUUGCUCAUCCCAGAGACUGAUAACACCAGCUCUGCAGAGGUGAACUGUGAUGACAGCGGCUUCACAGUUCAAGUUGAUGUAAAGGACUUCAACCCGGAGGACCUAAUGGUCAAGGUGAUAGGAGACUUUGUGGAAGUGCAGGGAAAGCAUGAAGAGAAGAAGAAGGAUGGUCCAGGCUUUACCACAAGACAAUUUAACCGGCGUUACCGGAUCCCGAAGGGGGUGCACACCAUGGCUUUGGAGUCAGCGGUCUCUCCAGAGGGCGUCCUGAUCAUAUCUGCGCCGAUGCUGCAAACCCAGAACUCCAGACUCCUGAAUUGAUCACAUUAGCACCCAAAACACUCAAAUAUCUGCCAUCUUCACUAUGUAUGAAAACAAAUCCAACAGAACUCACGGGCUUGAACAGAAAUAACUCCAGGCUCUUCCAGUUACACUCCACGUCUGCCAAAACACACAUUUGUUGUGCUCCUGGCACUGUUCUAAUAUUCCCUGCUCCUUGAGGUUUGUAUAUACCGCCCUGUUAUUGCUCAUCAAUCUUACAUAAUGUUUCAUGGAACCAGUCUUUGUAAAUAUUCUGCGUUCACAGCUCAAACUGCUGCUUGUCUUUUGUUUGUUUUUUAGUGCAACUUUUGUAAAAUGCACUGUAUUGUGAUUGUGUUUAAUGAUGCACACAGACAUAUCUCCAAACUCUUUAAUGUGGAAUUAUUUCUUCAAAAAAUAAACUUUAUUUCUUUAUAAAAUAAAAU
Acanthopagrus latus (yellowfin seabream) is the source of this 1021-nucleotide messenger RNA. RefSeq names its product heat shock protein, alpha-crystallin-related, b6 (gene hspb6). Gene Ontology annotation, biological process: protein refolding; response to heat. The coding region runs from base 159 to 596 and encodes 145 amino acids. Lineage: Eukaryota; Metazoa; Chordata; Actinopteri; Spariformes; Sparidae. The transcript has 4 exons. The record is from RefSeq and is a predicted model, not a curated record. Gene Ontology annotation, molecular function: protein folding chaperone.